Messenger RNA from Guillardia theta CCMP2712, 312 nucleotides. RefSeq lists its product as hypothetical. The transcript has a single exon. The record is from RefSeq and is a predicted model, not a curated record. Bases 1 to 312 code for a protein of 103 amino acids. NCBI's taxonomy places the organism in Eukaryota, Cryptophyceae, Pyrenomonadales, Geminigeraceae.
AUGGACUGGUUCAGGACAGCCUUGGUCGAGAUCAACAAAAAGAAGAUAAAAGAUUGCGCCUUUAACGAAGAUGUAGAGCAAAGCACUAAUUGUCCUCUUGAGCCCUCAGAGCAGUCAAGCUCAUUUCUGGACAUCGAUAAGUUCAUGGAAGGGUUGCUGGAAACAAUCGAACCUUCACUCGAAGCACUACUCUGCAUUCCCGACAAUUCGUUGAACACGGAGAAAAGUGUGAACGAUGAUCAAGUUCAGAACUUGAAACGGUUUGAUGCAAGAGACUUCAGCAGAUGUAUGUCCUUUGGAUCUAAUCUCUGA